This is a messenger RNA of Nasonia vitripennis (jewel wasp), 1032 nucleotides long. It is a transcript of the gene Tapdelta, whose product is annotated as translocon-associated protein subunit delta. The transcript has 2 exons. Gene Ontology annotation, cellular component: endomembrane system; endoplasmic reticulum; membrane. NCBI's taxonomy places the organism in Eukaryota, Metazoa, Arthropoda, Insecta, Hymenoptera, Pteromalidae. The coding region runs from base 411 to 920 and encodes 169 amino acids. The record is from RefSeq and is a predicted model, not a curated record.
CGGAUCGUAAAAACUCAUUUUUUGUUGCUUUCCAAACGGUUAAAUAAAAACAAUACGUAUGCCAUCAUUAUUACUUGCUGAAAAAUCGUUUCUUUUUUUCACAAAAAUAAAAACUAAAAGCCGCUUUUAAUACAUGAUUAAUUAGGUUUGCUAUUUCACCCACUUUCCCUUUGACCGCAAUCCGCGACCAAUUUCCCUUAGCAGCCACAGUCCACGACUCUCGCGGUGGCGUGCCGAGCACACACGUUGGUCUUCUUACGACGUGGCCGCUUGUAAGUAGUUUGUAUAGCUGAGCCGAAGCAGAGUACGAAGGCAGCUGUUCCCACUUGUUCUCGUCGUUAGUCAAGUGUUGCACCUCGCGCUUUUGUUGACUGAAAAUCGUUGAGUUUUCACUCAUAUCAUCCAGCAAAAUGAAAGCAUUCCUCGCAGUUUUCCUCGUCGCCCUGGCAGUCUCAUCGGCCUACGCCGAGACUUGCCAAAAGCCAGAAGUCACCGCAUCUGCAUACGUGACCGAAGAUGCCACGGUUCUCACCCAAGUGGCUUUUACCACGCAGUUCACCCUCAAAUGCACCAAUGGAGCUAAGGGUAUCUCCUUGUACGCAGAGGUUGACGGCAAAGCCCUGCCAGCUGUACGCUUGAGCGCUGACAACAAGUACCAGGUAUCUUGGACUGAUGACAUCAAGAAGGCACGCUCUGGUGACUACAACGUCAAGCUGUACGACGAAGAGAGCUACUCUGCCAUCCGAAAGGCCAUCCGUAAUGGUGAAGACCCAAGCAGUGUCAAGCCUCUGGCCGUUGUGGUGCUCAACAACCCAGGAAUCUACACUGGACCCUGGAUCAACUCUGAACUGUUGGCUGCCUUCCUUGCAGCACUUGUUUCCUACGCAGCUUUCUCUGCCAAAUCUAAACUUUUAGCGUAAAUAGCUAGGUUUUUCACAAAUUUUUCUAAGUAAUUUAUACUGUACAUUAUAAGUUUGUAUGAACAAAGAUUGUCAUGAGAAGGAUCUUAUUAAAAACAAAUUGUUAUAUAAA